GGGACGUCGAUAUUCCAUUAACAAAGCGCAAUAUCCGUUCAAGAUGGCCGACAAAUCUAUGCCUAUUUUUGUUCCAUCAGAAAAGCCUGUGAAACUUGUUAAGUGGAAAAUAAAACAAGGUGCUUUUGUGUCGCAAGGUCAAAUAUUAUUUUUAUACAAUGAUUCAUCGGGCAAUGGAGGUGAAGUAAAGAAAUUUAAGGCGGUUCGUGCUGGUACUAUCUCAUCGAUCAAGGUGAAGGAAGGAGACAUUGUAGAGCCUGGUUCAGCAGUAGCGGAGUUAGAAGGAUGUCGGCACACGACGGUAAUGAAGGAGAUGUGUGCGGAAUGCGGCGCCGACCUCCGUAUAGAUGACGAGCCGAAGCGGGAAGUUGCUGUCGUGCCCAUGGUGCAUUCUGUGCCCGAACUUAAGGUUUCUGAGGAGCUGGCACAGAAACUGGGACGUGAAGAUGCUGGCCGUCUUUUGAAAGAUAGAAAACUGGUGUUGCUUGUAGACUUGGAUCAAACAUUGGUUCACACAACCAAUGAUAACAUACCACCUAACUUAAAGGGAGUCCUGCACUUCUUCCUCAGAGGCCCAGGCAGUCCAGGUCGCUGGUGUCAUACUAGGCUAAGACCUAAGACACAGGAGUUUCUAGAAUCUGCAGCAUCUAACUAUGAGCUACAUGUGUGCACUUUUGGCGCAAGACAAUACGCACACGCGAUAGCUGAUUUAUUAGAUCCUGAGAAAAAAUACUUUUCACAUAGAAUAUUGUCUAGAGAUGAAUGUUUUGAUGCUAGAACAAAAGCUGCUAAUUUAAAAGCAUUGUUUCCUUGUGGUGACAACAUGGUGUGUAUAAUCGACGAUCGUGAAGACGUGUGGAGACACGCCACUAACCUGAUCCAUGUGAGGCCUUACUCAUUCUUCCAGUCUACGGGAGAUAUUAAUGCACCCCCACCACCAGACGAAAAACCAAAGCUGCCAAGCGGUAAAAACGGGGCGCAGACACCGAACUCGCAAGAAAUGCCAAGUUUGGACCCAGAACCAGACCAAAAAGGCGAGAAAGAGAAGCCCAGCGAGGGUGGUAAUGGUAAAAUCAUCAAGGAAACGAAAGCCGAUGACGCUAACAAGGCAAAAGAGGCUACUGAUAGUGAGGAGAAUGACAAGGCAGAUGCUGAGCCAAGAUGGGUGGAGACAGCUGAUGGGCAGAUAGAAGUGGAGGAUCCGGACGAUUACUUAAUUUACUUAGAUGAUAUAUUAAAAAGAAUACAUAAGCAUUUUUAUGAUCUAUAUGACAAGAUGGGAAAGAAUCAAAUCCCAGAUUUGAAAUGUGUAAUACCUGAAGUGAAGAGCAAAGUGCUUGCUGGAACCAGUCUAGUAUUCAGUGGAUUGGUACCAACACAUCAGAAAUUGGAGACGUCUAGAGCAUAUUUAGUAGCUAAGAGCCUAGGAGCUGUAGUGACGCAAGAUUUUACUGAUAGCACCACACACCUUGUUGCAGUGAGAGCAGGUACAGCGAAAGUAAACGCUAGUAGACGAAUUGGCGAUGGAAAACCGAACAAACUUCAUGUGGUGACCCCAGAUUGGCUAUGGACUUGCGCCGAAAGAUGGGAGCGCGUGGACGAACGACUGUACCCUUUGCAAAGAGGCGGACAGAGCAGUUCCCGCCGCCCGCCGGCGCACUGCAGCAGUCCACCUCCCGCGCCACCCAUCCCCGCCCCAGCAGCAGCGUUGCGCAAGCGCACGCCCUCGGGUCGGUUCAUGGACACCAUCAACCCACUGCUAUCGUUCUCCAGCGACGACAUAGCCGAUAUGGACAGAGAGGUGGAGGACAUAUUCAAUGAAUCUGAUGAGAGUUCAUCGGAUGAUGAAAAACAAGGUGAUGAUGACCUUGAUGAUGAGGAGAAUCCUCCAGAAGAUAGACUACUUUCAUUAGAAGCAGAGAGUUCACAGGAUAGGUUAAAAGCCACACAAGAUGCGGAGAGCUCCAGUGACUCAGACUUAGAUGAUGAAACCCCCAGACCUCGCAAAAGACCAAGAAAGUCAUCACCCCAGUCAGAUGAUGAACCACCUGAUGAUGAUGACAGUUCCUGGAAUUUAAUGGGAGCUGCUCUUGAAAGAGAAUUUUUAGCACAGGACUGACAGGACUGAUGUCACCACCGUGUCAGAGUUUACACAAAUUAUGAGUCAAAUAAAUAUUUUUUUCUUUGGA
Messenger RNA from Manduca sexta (tobacco hornworm), 2189 nucleotides. It is a transcript of the gene Fcp1, whose product is annotated as RNA polymerase II subunit A C-terminal domain phosphatase. The transcript is spliced from 12 exons. Gene Ontology annotation, molecular function: RNA polymerase II CTD heptapeptide repeat phosphatase activity. Lineage: Eukaryota; Metazoa; Arthropoda; Insecta; Lepidoptera; Sphingidae. Gene Ontology annotation, cellular component: nucleus. The record is from RefSeq and is a predicted model, not a curated record. Bases 44 to 2119 code for a protein of 691 amino acids.